ACUGCGGCUCCUGCGGGGCGCGGCCCCUUUAAGCGCAGUGCGGGCGGAAGCGCGGGCAGAGGCCGCGGAACUUUCCGCCGCUUCCGCUUCCUCCCCCGCCGCUCUCGUGACAUCCGCCGCUUCCGCCCCGCGCGCGGCCUUUUCCGCCCAGACCCGGCCAAGAUGGCGGAGGUGGAGCAGAAGAAGAAGCGAACGUUCCGCAAGUUCACCUACAGAGGGGUGGACCUGGACCAGCUCCUCGACAUGUCCUAUGAGCAGCUGAUGCAGUUGUACAGCGCUCGGCAGCGCCGGAGGCUGAACCGGGGGCUGCGGCGCAAGCAGCACUCGCUGCUGAAACGUCUGCGGAAAGCCAAGAAGGAGGCCACCGCCCAAUGGAGAAACCCGGUGGUGAAAACCCACCAGGACAUGAUCAUCCUCCCCGAGAUGGUGGGCAGCAUGGUGGGCGUCUACAACGAAACCUUCACCAGGUGGAGAAUCAAGCCCGAGAUGAUUGGGCACUACCUGGGGGAGUUCUCCAUCACCUACAAACCCGUGAAGCACGGCAGGCCCGGGAUCGGGGCCACAUCCUCCCGCUUCAUCCCCCUCAAGUAACCGCGGGGGGAGCUCUGCAAAUAAAGAACUUUCCUCCCC
Messenger RNA from Calypte anna (Anna's hummingbird), 630 nucleotides. RefSeq names its product ribosomal protein S15 (gene RPS15). Lineage: Eukaryota; Metazoa; Chordata; Aves; Apodiformes; Trochilidae. Gene Ontology annotation, biological process: translation; ribosomal small subunit assembly. The record is from RefSeq and is a predicted model, not a curated record. Gene Ontology annotation, cellular component: cytosolic small ribosomal subunit; ribosome. Gene Ontology annotation, molecular function: structural constituent of ribosome.